AUGCGGUAUCAAUCCCUUCUCGCACUAGCACUCGCUGCUACCGUUGCCGAGGCGCAAGACGUGCCCCAGACUGGUGAACUCGGCGAUGCCAUUGUGGUCGAAGACAACCCUCAGAAUGUCACCUAUAAGGCCGAAUUCCCCGAGAAGCCCUUCAGCACUGUCGCCAUCGAAGGCAACGUGAAGGGUUCCAUUACUGCCAAGACGGUGGAGGGUGGCGUAGAGUUCCACGUCAAGUUCGAGAACCUCCCAGCGGAGGGUGGCCCGUUUGGCUACCACCUCCACGUCGACCCCGUCCCGGAAGAUGGCAACUGUACCAAGACUUUGGCGCAUCUCGAUCCCUUCAUCCGUGGCGAGGCUACAGCCUGCAACCCGGAGGCGCCGGCUACCUGCCAGGUCGGCGAUCUGAGCGGUAAGUACGGCGCCGCGGAUUCCGGUACUACCUUUGAGGAUACGUAUGUCGACCGAUAUGUAAGCCUCAAGGAGGGCCCUGGGAGCUUUUUCGGCAACCGAAGCAUCGUGCUGCACUUUGCCAACAAGACGCGCAUCACCUGUGCCAACUUUGCGCUCUUGAGCGAUGACGAGGGCGAUGACAAGCCCGAUGGCGAGGGUGACAACGGGGGCGAAGACAACGGCGAUGAUGACCACGCCGAGCACACGGGGACUCCCACAGACGGAAGUGAUUCCACUCCUUCUCCCGAAGAAAGCGCGCCAGUGGAGUCCAAUCCUUCCGAGGGUAGUGCGGCGGCGUUGGCGAGCCUAUCCUUGAUUGCGGCGUUGGCUGCGGCAGUCUUUGCGCUCUAA
Parascedosporium putredinis is the source of this 801-nucleotide messenger RNA. NCBI's taxonomy places the organism in Eukaryota, Fungi, Ascomycota, Sordariomycetes, Microascales, Microascaceae. The record is from the annotation of a GenBank genome assembly.